Messenger RNA from Metopolophium dirhodum (rose-grain aphid), 966 nucleotides. RefSeq lists its product as uncharacterized. Bases 1 to 966 code for a protein of 321 amino acids. The record is from RefSeq and is a predicted model, not a curated record. The transcript is spliced from 5 exons. NCBI's taxonomy places the organism in Eukaryota, Metazoa, Arthropoda, Insecta, Hemiptera, Aphididae.
AUGGUAGUCUAUCAGGUUAUUUCAAGAGAAAUUGUAAGGAGCUCACUGAAAAGAAAGGCAGAAAAUGAUCUCCAUACCCGUCCAAACAAAUUAAUACGACAAGAACUAAAAAAUACCGAUAUUGCUGAGAACAUGGAACAUGGUGACUUGAAAUCAAUCCGUCGUUCAAUAUAUUAUGUACGAAAAAAGCAUUUUCCCACGCUACCAUCAAACUUUGACGAGUCGUUAAAACAACUUUUAGAGAUGAAACAAACGUUGUUGCAUAAAGCUUGUAAGAAUAAUUUGGAAGUGCUUUGUAAUAAUGAACACGUAUUUGGUGAGGGAACUUUUACGUAUGCACCAAAACAUUUCAUGCAAUUGUAUACAAUUCAUAAACAAGUAUCAACAUAUGUGUCCAUGUGGAAAACCAUAUUGAACUUGUCAAUGCAAUUAAUAGGAAAAAACUUAAAUGUAAAAAUAUUUCAUGCAGAUUUCGAAAAAGCUGCACAUAUUGCAGUUCUUCAGAGUUUUCCACAGUGUAAAAUAAUAUGUUGUACAUUCCAUUUAGGACAAAGUUGGUUCAGGCGUUUGAAAAAAAAUAAAAUAUUACUAAAAGAAUACUCAAAAAAUGAUUCGGAAAUCGGAAGGUGGCUUAAAUAUUUUUUUGGUUUACCUUAUCUAAACUCUGAUGAAGUUCCGGACGCAUUUACGGAGCUAAUCUCAAUAACUCCGGGUAGUAAUAUAAGUAUGGAUUUUCCGGACUAUAUUUUAAAAAAUUAUAUUGAUUUUGAUGCUGAUUUUGGGCCAGAAUUAUGGGCAAGUGCACCAGACGAUAGCCCUAGAACAACAAACGGAGCUGAAAACUUUCAUAUGCACUUUAAUAGCCAGUUUUAUACCCCCCACCCUCACAUUCACCAAAUCAUACAAAUACUCAUGGAAAUUCAAGUCGACACCGAUUUAAAAAUAAACUCAUUAAAAAAAAAAUAA